UAUUAUUUAUUUCAGCUUAAAGAACUGAAAGAAAGACAGAAACAGCAACUGAGGCACAAGGCCCUUAAAAAGGGUCUAGACCCUGAAGCCCUCACAGGCAAAUACCCACCUAAAAUCCAAGUAGCCUCCAAAUACGAAAGGCGUGUGGACACUAGGUCGUACACUGACAAGAAGCAUCUAUUUGAAGGUGGAUAUGAAAACAUUGUUAAAGACCUGAACGAAAAGACCUGGAAAGAAAAAUUGGGACAAUUCGAUUCCAGACAGAAGGCACGCCUGCCCAAAUGGUUCGGCGAGCGCCCGGGCAAGAAAGCCGGCGAACCCGAGACUCCAGAAGGCGAGGAAGAAAAACAGGUGGUAGACGAUGAAGACCUGAAAGAACCAGUCUUCGAACCCGAACCAGAAGAAGAGGAAGAAGAGGAGGAGGUUGAAGAAGAAGAGGAGGAAGAGGAUGAGGAAGAGGAGGAGGAAGAAGAAGAAUAAGCUUUCCUCUAAACGUCAGGAUUUUUUCAAUAUAUAUGCGUCCACCCAAGACCCGGAGCAAUGUGGACCUCCAAUAAACUUAUUUUUAUUAUUUUUAAGUUUAAACUUACAUUAUUUUAUUCUGUUAAUCAUUAAAAUCUGUUGAUAAAUAAAGAUAUAUUCCUACAUGUAA
Messenger RNA from Sitophilus oryzae (rice weevil), 652 nucleotides. RefSeq names its product troponin T, skeletal muscle-like. NCBI's taxonomy places the organism in Eukaryota, Metazoa, Arthropoda, Insecta, Coleoptera, Curculionidae. Gene Ontology annotation, cellular component: troponin complex. Gene Ontology annotation, biological process: sarcomere organization; muscle contraction; regulation of muscle contraction. The record is from RefSeq and is a predicted model, not a curated record. The transcript is spliced from 5 exons. Gene Ontology annotation, molecular function: tropomyosin binding. The annotation marks the transcript as partial.